Messenger RNA from Salvia splendens (bonfire salvia), 924 nucleotides. Its product is annotated as dihydroceramide fatty acyl 2-hydroxylase FAH1-like. Gene Ontology annotation, biological process: lipid biosynthetic process; fatty acid metabolic process. The transcript is spliced from 6 exons. The coding region runs from base 96 to 860 and encodes 254 amino acids. Gene Ontology annotation, cellular component: membrane; endoplasmic reticulum. NCBI's taxonomy places the organism in Eukaryota, Viridiplantae, Streptophyta, Magnoliopsida, Lamiales, Lamiaceae. The record is from RefSeq and is a predicted model, not a curated record. Gene Ontology annotation, molecular function: fatty acid 2-hydroxylase activity; iron ion binding.
CUCAGCACAAAACAAUUUAUUUUCAUUAAAAAUAAGUAAACAAGCGAAAAAACUAGUACACCACUACUUUGAUAGGUGUUUGUGUAUACAUAUAUAUGUUGAGGCAUAUAUAUAUUGAAACUGUGGUCGAGUGUAGAUUUUCUUACACCUACAUUUGCAUAUUUAUACCUUUUGAUUUGGGAGCGAACAUGGUCGGACCUACGUUCUCGGUGGAUAUGAACAAACCACUUGCAUUUCAGGUGGGACAUCUUGGAGAAGCUUAUGAUGAAUGGGUGCACCAGCCUAUAGUCGCCAAAGAAAGCCCCCGCUUUUUCCAUAACGACUUUAUUGAGCGUUUUACGCGAACCCCAUGGUGGGUUGUUCCUCUCUUUUGGCUACCGAUAGUGUGGUGGCUCGUAUCGUCGAAGAACGGAAGCCAUUUAGUGGUGGCCGGAGGCGGAGUAUUAUUAUUUUCUUUGCUCGAGUACUGCUUGCAUCGCUUCCUCUUCCACUUCAAAACAACCACAUAUUGGGGAAACACAGUUCACUAUAUCCUCCAUGGCUGCCAUCACAAGCACCCAAUGGACCAUCUCCGCCUCGUUUUGCCUCCUCCUCUAGCAGCACUUUUCAUUAUUACGUUUUGGUAUAUAACGAAGCUUUUUAUAGCUGAACCGUAUCUGUCUGCUUUGAUCGGAGGUGAGCUGUUGGGAUAUAUAAUCUACGAUUGCACACACUAUCAUCUGCACCAUGCAAAAUCAUUCACCCCUCUUCUCCUCAAGAAGAGAUACCACAUGAGUCAUCACUUCAGGAUUCAUGAGAAAGGAUUCGGAGUUACUACAACAUUUUGGGACUGGGUGUUUGGGACACUGCCUUCAGAUUAAAAGUACUAUUGAAAAUUUGAAAUAGCCGAUGUGUAUACAGGAUUAUGUUUGAGUGUUAUUCUAG